Lodderomyces theae is the source of this 741-nucleotide messenger RNA. It is a transcript of the gene CKB2, whose product is annotated as casein kinase 2 regulatory subunit. Gene Ontology annotation, molecular function: protein kinase regulator activity. Gene Ontology annotation, cellular component: cytoplasm; protein kinase CK2 complex. The record is from RefSeq and is a predicted model, not a curated record. Bases 1 to 741 code for a protein of 246 amino acids. NCBI's taxonomy places the organism in Eukaryota, Fungi, Ascomycota, Pichiomycetes, Serinales, Debaryomycetaceae. The transcript has a single exon.
AUGCCUAACGAGGAGUAUGUGACUGAUUCCAGUUCUGACUUUACAGAGUAUUGGAUUGACUCGUUCUUGGGUAUAAAGGGUAACGAGUACUUUUGUGACAUAGACGAUGAAUACAUACGUGACCGGUUCAAUCUAACUGGGUUGAACCAAGAAGUGUCCAAGCUUCCGACGCUAAUAGAUAUAAUAACCGAUGUCAUUGAUAUCGACUCGCAACCAGAAGAGCAUCGAGAGCCGUUGGAACAUAACGCGAGGAUUUUGUAUGGUUUAAUUCACGCACGAUACAUUUUGACGACAAGGGGUUUGAACAAGAUGUUUGAAAAGUUUCGUAAUGGAGACUUUGGUUAUUGUCCAAGAGUUCAUUGUCAGCUUAACCCUUUAUUGCCAAUAGGAUUGAAUGACCAACCACGUAUGGCAAGUGUCAAAUUAUACUGUUCCAAGUGUGAGGAUUUGUACAAUCCCAAAUCGGGACGCCAUUCAGUAAUUGAUGGUGCUUACUUUGGCACUUCGUUUCCAGCCAUGUUUUUCCAGAAUUUCCCCAACAUGAUACCAAUACAUCCAAAGGAGACAUACGUGCCUCGAGUAUUUGGAUUCAAGUUACAUGAAUACUCGAAAUUGACAAGGUGGAGAGAGUUGCAGAGAUUAAAGUUGGAGAGAAGGUUGACCAACAGCGGUAUACAGAUAAAGGAUGUAGUUGGUGGCUUUCAAACUGAUGGUGGUCAAACUGCAGCCCGCAAUGCAUGA